This is a messenger RNA of Rhizophagus irregularis DAOM 181602=DAOM 197198, 540 nucleotides long. Lineage: Eukaryota; Fungi; Glomeromycota; Glomeromycetes; Glomerales; Glomeraceae. The record is from RefSeq and is a predicted model, not a curated record.
AUGGCAGAUAGUUCAGAUUUUUAUCCUGAUGAAGAUUUUAACUUUGAAAUACCAGAUGUUAUCUUGGAACAGCAAAUCGAAACACCUGGAAGUUCAGAAAUUUUGCAUGAACCAGUAGUUACUAGAAAACUACCUGUCGUUCAAAGAACCCUUUCCUUUUUCACAAUAUCUUCAGGAAACAAAGAAAAAGGCAAAGGAGUUGAGCUUCCUGAGAUUAAUAGUAAAUAUAAGCGUAAAAAACCAUCAUUUACUCAGGAAUAUUUUGAAAAGGAGGUUAAUGAUAAAGGUGAAGACAUUCGAAUUUGCAAUAUUUUAGACGGAAGUAGUAUAAAAUGUGGCCAAGAAUAUAAGUGCGGAAAGAGUGGAAGUUCAACAGGCAAUCUUAUCGUGCAUCUUAGAGACAAACAUAACAUUGUAUCAUCUGAUGAUGCAGAUAUUUCAAAAAAGCCACGCAACUCUAAAAUUACUGAUUUUGCACAAAAUCAUAAACCUCAUCCUAAACAUAUUCAAAAAAGACGUGAAGAAGCAACCCUUAAAUAG